Molecule: messenger RNA, 957 nt
Organism: Xiphophorus couchianus (Monterrey platyfish)
Lineage: Eukaryota; Metazoa; Chordata; Actinopteri; Cyprinodontiformes; Poeciliidae
Gene: fkbp3
Product: FKBP prolyl isomerase 3
Exons: 7
Coding region: 58-720 (220 amino acids)
Molecular function (GO): peptidyl-prolyl cis-trans isomerase activity
Source: RefSeq, a predicted model, not a curated record
GAUUCAGUGCGGGAGGGCAUCCCCCAGAGUUCAGAGUUCACCAGCUCGCCUCUCAAAAUGGCGGAGCCAGCACGGGAGUGGAGCGAUGAGCAGCUCAAAAGUGAUGACUUGCCCAAAAAAGACGUAAUAAAGUUCCUCCAGGACAAUGCGGCCCACUCGUUCCUCAAUGAGCACAAACUGUUGGGAAAUAUUAAAAAUGUGGCCAAAACCGCAAAGAAAGAGCAGCUGGUUAUUGCUUACAACCAGCUCUUCGAGAGCAAAAGGUUUAAAGGCACGGACCCAGUGGAGGACGUAACCGAGCAGGUUAAAGCCGUGAAGGUUGAAGAGAAGCCCAAGGAAGUCAAAGCAGAAGUUGUGGACGAGGGUCCACCAAAAUAUACCAAAGCGGUGCUGAAGAAAGGGGACAAGACCAACUUCCCAAAGAAGGGCGACACUGUGAGCUGCUGGUACACAGGCAGCCUGGAAGACGGGACAGUCUUUGACACAAAUAUUCCCGCAGCUGCAAAGAAGAAGAAGCAAACCAAGCCUCUGAGUUUUAAAGUGGGCAUGGGCAAAGUCAUCAGAGGGUGGGACGAGGCCCUUCUGACAAUGAGCAAGGGCGAGACGGCUCGGCUGGAGAUCGAACCCGAAUGGGCUUAUGGAAAAAAGGGCGUUCCAGAUUCCAAAAUUCCACCUAAUGCAAAGCUGAUUUUUGAAGUGGAGUUGGUGUCCGUGGAUUGAAUAUCUCCCAACAUGCACGCAAUGUCUGUUUCUUUCUCCUCCCCCCUGUAAAGAUUUUAAGUUUACACCGUCUUUGGACUGCAUUUGUCAGUUUACUUUAAGAACAAAUAGUUACUGGCAGUUUCAAAUACCGAAUGGAAAAUUUAUGAUUUUUCAAUGUUUAUUUUAAGAGGAGGAACGAGUUGUUCUUUGUUUUUUUUGCAUGUACAUUAUGAAUAAUAAACCCGUUUCAUUGAA